This is a messenger RNA of Hypanus sabinus (Atlantic stingray), 1362 nucleotides long. RefSeq names its product glycine receptor subunit alpha-4-like. Gene Ontology annotation, biological process: nervous system process; chemical synaptic transmission; chloride transmembrane transport. NCBI's taxonomy places the organism in Eukaryota, Metazoa, Chordata, Chondrichthyes, Myliobatiformes, Dasyatidae. The transcript is spliced from 9 exons. Gene Ontology annotation, molecular function: transmembrane signaling receptor activity; transmitter-gated monoatomic ion channel activity; glycine binding. Bases 1 to 1362 code for a protein of 453 amino acids. Gene Ontology annotation, cellular component: neuron projection; plasma membrane; synapse. The record is from RefSeq and is a predicted model, not a curated record.
AUGAAGCGAUUGAGUAUAAGGGUUCUGAGCACCACAAUUUUCCUCUAUUUGUUGAAAGCAAACGGUGGCGUCAGGCCAGCAUCAUCAACAGAAGCUGAGAGAAAUCACCCCACCUCUACACAACUGUCUCCAUCUGACUUCCUUGACAAGCUCAUGGGGAAGACCUCAGGCUAUGAUGCACGUAUCCGUCCAAAUUUCAAAGGUCCACCCGUGAACGUCACCUGCAAUAUUUUUAUCAACAGCUUUAGCUCUGUGACUGAGACGACCAUGGACUAUAGGCUCAAUGUGUUCCUGCGGCAACAGUGGAACGACCCCCGCCUUGCAUACAGUGAGUAUCCUGACGACUCCCUUGACAUUGACCCUUCAAUGUUGGACUCCAUCUGGAAGCCUGACCUGUUCUUUGCCAAUGAGAAAGGAGCCAGCUUCCACGAGGUGACGACAGACAACAAGUUAUUGCGCAUUUUUAAGAACGGCAAUGUCUUAUACAGCAUCAGGCUCACCUUAGUUCUCUCAUGCCCCAUGGAUCUGAAGAAUUUCCCCAUGGAUGUUCAGACGUGUGCCAUGCAACUGGAGAGCUUUGGCUACACAAUGAACGAUUUGAUAUUCCAAUGGCUGGAGGAGGAGUCUGUUCAAGUUGCUGAGGGUUUAACGCUCCCACAAUUCAUCCUAAACGAUGAGAAAGACCUUGGCUACUGCACAAAGUCCUACAACACAGGCAAGUUUACCUGCAUUGAAGUGAAGUUCCACUUGGAGAGACAGAUGGGCUAUUACCUCAUCCAGAUGUACAUUCCCAGCCUGCUCAUUGUCAUCCUGUCCUGGGUGUCUUUCUGGAUUAAUAUGGAUGCUGUUCCGGCCCGGGUUGGACUGGGCAUCACCACUGUCCUCACCAUGACGACGCAGAGCUCAGGCUCCAGGGCCUCACUGCCAAAGGUCUCUUACGUCAAAGCCAUCGACAUUUGGAUGGCCGUGUGUCUCCUGUACGUUUUUGCUGCCUUACUUGAAUACGCCGCAGUCAAUUUUGUGUCUCGACAGCACAAGGACUUCAUAAGGCUACGGAAGAAGGAGCAAUUACAAGUGGCUGUUGCAGACAUGCAGGAGGAAAACCGCUUCUUCUUCCGGGGCUAUGGCCUGGGACACUGUGUGCAUGUGAGAGAUGGAACAGAGCUGGAGGGGACAAGCCUAUUUCAAUCUGCGCAGCCCCGACCGAGGGACACAGAGUCCAUCCGACAGAGAUUUGUGGACAGGGCGAAGAGGAUUGAUAAAAUCUCCCGAGCUGUUUUCCCAGUCACAUUCCUGAUUUUUAAUAUUUUUUAUUGGUUGACAUACAAGAUCAUCCGGCAACGGGAUAUUCAUGAGGUUUAA